UGUUUACGUUAUAGUACUUUAGCCAUGUUGUAAUUUUGAUAUUUAACCUAGAAAGUCCUGAUAUUUUUUCUGCAUUCUAAAACUAUAAACAAUUGAAAACGAUAACGUAUACGUAAUAAUGGCUCGUCAAUUUUCAGCUGCAUUGAAAGAAUUGAGGAUACAUUUGUGCCAAACAAGUAAAACAAGUGAAGGAGUUAGAAAUUUCAUUCAGAAUCAUUAUAUUAAGAUCAAAACUUCAAAUCCAAAAUUGCCAAUUUUAAUUCGGGAAUGCUCCGAUAUCCAACCCAAAGUAUGGGCAAGAUAUGAAAAGGGGAAAGAAGUUUCUGCCCCAUUAUCCAAUUUAAGUGAAGAUGAAGUUUUAAAACAAGUCACAAAUGUUGCAACAAAAUCGUAGUUUAAUCACAUAAUCGUUGUUGUAAUAUUAUAAUAGUUGGUUUGUAAAUACAUAACGAUAAAUUAGGUGUAUUUAUGCA
This is a messenger RNA of Agrilus planipennis (emerald ash borer), 473 nucleotides long. Its product is annotated as NADH dehydrogenase [ubiquinone] 1 alpha subcomplex subunit 2-like. The record is from RefSeq and is a predicted model, not a curated record. The transcript has 3 exons. Bases 119 to 394 code for a protein of 91 amino acids. Lineage: Eukaryota; Metazoa; Arthropoda; Insecta; Coleoptera; Buprestidae.